Suillus paluster is the source of this 945-nucleotide messenger RNA. RefSeq names its product kinase-like domain-containing protein. NCBI's taxonomy places the organism in Eukaryota, Fungi, Basidiomycota, Agaricomycetes, Boletales, Suillaceae. Gene Ontology annotation, biological process: protein phosphorylation. Gene Ontology annotation, molecular function: protein kinase activity; ATP binding. The record is from RefSeq and is a predicted model, not a curated record. The transcript is spliced from 6 exons. Bases 1 to 945 code for a protein of 314 amino acids.
AUGAACGAUCAGAGCCAUGCUAUGCAAACCCACGACCCCCAGAGCUUAACACCUCCCUCGAUCAUCUCCAUCCCAGACUUAACUGAUGUCAUCAUUCGACAUCAAUCAUACCCCACUGACGGCGGUGCAUACGGCGAUAUCUAUCGAUGUACAUACCACACACCAGAGGGGGAUGUAGAGGUCGCCGUCAAAGCAAUUCGACCACUAUUCACCAAUGCUGCAGAGUUGGCUAAAAUUUCUGAGAUUUUUCGGAGAGAGUUCGGGAUUUGGAAGAGGUUGGAACACCCUAAAAUCUUGAAUCUCAUAGGUACUACACAGAACUUUGGCCCGUUGGUGGCUUCGGUCGCUCCGUGGAUGGUCAACGGCACUCUGACGUUGUUCCUCAAGAAGAAGAACACUCUCAAACUACGUGAUCGUCUACGUUUGCUCCGUGACAUCGCCGAGGGCCUCGACUAUCUCCAUAACGGACACCCGUACUUGAGUCCAGUCGUUCACGGAGACCUCACUGGUAACAAUGUCCUCAUCAACAAUAAUGGAUCGGCAUGUCUUACAGAUUUUGGCCUUUCUGGCACUUUGAGCGAGCUGGCCGGCAUGACGUAUCUCAUUAAGACCAGCUGUCGUCCAGGAGCACUGAGAUGGACAGCUCCUGAAUUUUUUUCUGGCGACGAAUCAGCCGCUGUGGUCACGACUCAAAGUGACAUUUACUCCUUUGGUAGCAUCAUGCUUCAAGUUUUGACGGGAGACGUGCCUUGGUCUUACCUGAAAAAUGACGGCGCAAUCACGCUUCACUUGUCUCAGGGGAUCAUUCAUCGUCGCCCCCCCAGUCGUUAUGUCACAGAUCGGUGCUGGGAUUUUAUCCUCCGCUGUUGGUCUACGACACCCAACGAUCGGCCUUCUGCCGCAGAAGCACUUCAAUUUGUUGUUAGCGAGCAGAGCCUAGCUUAA